AUGUUGGGACUUCGCCAAAUUAGACAGUAUCCUAUUCAUAGAAGUCGUUUAAUCAACUUUCGUCGAUUCAACUCAACAAACUCGAAAAAACCCGAACAAGAAGAAGAAAACAGUCAGUCUCUGGAGCACAAGAAUAUACCCUCAAAGCAAGAUGAUAAAACUGAUGUUGGGUCAUUUAAUAUAAAACCAACAACAUCAAGAUCAGCACCUGCUCCUAUGGAAAAUACAGGUAUUGAACAAUUAAUGCACAAAGACAAUAAACCAUAUAUUCCCAAAUUAAAGCAUAAAAGAGUAUCAUUUGAAUAUCCCAAUCUACCAAAUCAAGAUGAAUAUACAAAUUUGAUUGAAAAACCAAAAUCAAUUACUCGAUGGACAAGAUAUGUACCGAAAAUAUUGACAGUGAUUGUAUUAGUAUGGUCAGGGUAUGCAUACCAUGUAUGGAUGACAGAUACCGAAGAAGGUGAAGAUAGUUCAGAUUUAUUAAACCCCGAAGAGUUCCACAAGUUUAUUGUUACCCACAAGGAGAAAAUCGAUGAUGAUCAUUAUAUUAUUGAGAUAACUCCUAAAUUUUUCCAUUGGGAGUAUAGUCAUGGAACCGAUCCAGAGGGGAAGAGUUUAUGGAAGGGUGAUAAAUUCUGGUCAGUAGAAAUCAAACAACCAGAUAUCAAUGUAGUCAGAUCUUAUACUCCUUUACCAUUAUAUUACUUAAAAUCUGAGUAUACCCGAUCUGGUGAAAAAGAACCUUUAUUGAAAGUCAUCAAUCCUGAAAUAGACGAAUAUGAUAGACAUGGCACAAUGUGUCUUUAUGUUAAGAGAUAUAAUGAUGGUGAAGUUUCCAAGUACAUAACUGAUCGUAACGUUGGCGAAGAGUUGGAAUUAAGGGGCCCCAAUAUUGAAUAUAAAUUUCCUUAUCAUCCUUUACAUAAAUUACACAAACGUCCAAUUUUCAAAGAUUUGCCUUCUAAAGUAGAGGCUGAUAAUAUGAUAGAAACCGUUAAACGAGUAAAUAAUUUACCUGAUGUCGAUAAUAUUGUAUUUUAUGCAGCUGGUACAGGUAUUGCACCAAUAUUACAAGUAUUAUUUUCGAAAAAACCAUAUUUGGGACAUGUUGAUAUUCAUUAUUCUGCAAGACAUCCAGGCGAAUUAGGUAUUUUACAAAGAUUUUUGUUAUUCUUGGAUAAAUUAGAUCGAAUCAAUAUCACUUACCAUUAUGACGAUCAACCAAAGACUGUUUUGAAUGCUAAAGACAUUAAACCACCUGGUAUACCAAAUUACAUCACUCCAAAAACUUUAGAAGAAAAAUCUAAAUUUUUAACUGGGGAUGAAAUUGAACAAUUAAGAUUACAAAAAGAACAACAAGGAAAGUCGUUUGAUUCAGAUAUGACGACAAAAUUGGUUCAAAAACCAGAAGAUAGAGGAGAAGUAUUUGAAAGUGGAUUGCACCAAGCGAGCAAAACUAUUCAACUCCCCAAAAAGACGGCCAGUUUAGCGAUUGUAUGUGGACCUGAAGGAUUUGUUGAUUAUGUUGCUGGAUCAAAAGAUUUGGUUAGAAAUAAACAAGGUCCAAUCAGUGGAUUGUUGGGAGACAAAAAUUGGGAUAACUCAAAUGUAUAUAAACUAUAG
This is a messenger RNA of Candida dubliniensis CD36, 1623 nucleotides long. Its product is annotated as oxidoreductase. Lineage: Eukaryota; Fungi; Ascomycota; Pichiomycetes; Serinales; Debaryomycetaceae. The record is from RefSeq and is a predicted model, not a curated record. The transcript has a single exon. Bases 1 to 1623 code for a protein of 540 amino acids. Gene Ontology annotation, molecular function: oxidoreductase activity.